Molecule: messenger RNA, 1329 nt
Organism: Lonchura striata (white-rumped munia)
Lineage: Eukaryota; Metazoa; Chordata; Aves; Passeriformes; Estrildidae
Gene: DAP3
Product: death associated protein 3
Biological process (GO): apoptotic process
Cellular component (GO): mitochondrial ribosome; mitochondrial small ribosomal subunit
Molecular function (GO): structural constituent of ribosome
Source: RefSeq, a predicted model, not a curated record
CCGUGUCCCUCAGCGGCUCCCGUAGCGAUCGCGGCGGCACCGGCGGCACCGGCGGCACCGGCCCCGGUUUUACUCACCACUUCCACCGAGGGGCAGCUUCUUCUGAGGAAUUCAGGAAAAUGCUGAGAAGCCUGAAAGGAAUGUGCCAUUCCCUGAGGCUGGAGCGUGGCUGUGCCCUCCACACGACAUCCAGGGCUGGCCUGAGCUCUGUGUCCAGCCAGGAUGUGCCUGCACAAAAGCCCCGAGCAAUUUUCCACACCAGCGAGAGCGACCCGGCCAAGCACACGGAGCAGCACGAGGGGCGUCUCUACGACAUCCCCCUGGAGGAGGUGAAGGCUGUGUUCCCCCAUGGGCUGCCCCACCGUUUCCAGCAGCAGAUCCAGACCUUCAACGAGGCGCGGGUGAUGGUGCGGAAGCCGGCGCUGGAGAUCCUGGCUUACCUGAAGGGCUCCAGCUUCGCCCACCCUGCUGUGAGAUAUGUGAUCUAUGGUGAGAGAGGAACAGGGAAGACCAUGACCCUGUGCCACGUGGUUCACUACUGCUCCAGGCAGGGCUGGCUGGUGCUGCACGUCCCGGAUGCUCAUCUCUGGGUGAAGAACUGCAAGGAGCUUUUUCAGUCUUCCUACAACAAAGACCGGCUGGAUCAGCCUCUGCAGGCCUCAGUGUGGCUCAAGAACUUCAAAACCUCCAAUGAACGUUUCCUGCAGGAGAUAAAAACACAAAAAAAAUACACGUGGGGCAAAAGAGAAAGCACAGAGGAGGGCAGACCUUUGAGGGAAGUGGUGGAGCAGGGCCUGGCUCGGGUCAGGAGCGCCAGCGACGCCCUGGGGGUGGUGCUGAGGGAGCUCAGGCAGCAGAGCCACCGCGGCUCCUUCCGGCUCCUGGUGGCCGUGGACGGCGUCAACGCGCUCUGGGGAAGGACCACGCUGAGCAGGGAGGACAAGAGCCCGGUCUCUCCGGAGGAGCUGACGCUCGUGCACAACCUGAGGAAGAUGGUGAAGAACGACUGGAGUGGAGGUGCCAUCGUGACCACCCUGAGCCAGACUGGCUCGCUCUUCAAACCCAGCUCAGCCUACACUCCCCAGGAGCUGCUGGGAAAGGAGGGCUUCGAUGCCUUGGACCCCUUUGUGCCCAUCCCAGUCCCAAAUUACAGCCCCAGGGAGUUCGAGAGCUGCUACAGCUACUACCUGGAGCGCAGGUGGCUGCAGCACGAGCAAGCGCGCACUGAGGACGGCAAGGCGGAGCUGCGGUUCCUGAGCGGCUCCAACCCGCGGCAGCUGGAGCGGCUGGCGGGGCCCCUGUAGCGCAAUAAACGCUCCGUUCCCCCGC